Molecule: messenger RNA, 1514 nt
Organism: Perca flavescens (yellow perch)
Lineage: Eukaryota; Metazoa; Chordata; Actinopteri; Perciformes; Percidae
Gene: tmem116
Product: transmembrane protein 116
Exons: 11
Coding region: 1-1077 (358 amino acids)
Biological process (GO): adenylate cyclase-activating G protein-coupled receptor signaling pathway
Cellular component (GO): plasma membrane
Molecular function (GO): G protein-coupled receptor activity
Source: RefSeq, a predicted model, not a curated record
AUGUGGGCUGCAGAGAGUCUGCCCGAGGUCUUCCCCAACAGCUCAGAGAAAAACACCACCGGAGCCAAGGACUGGACCGAGGUGUAUGAAGCCGUCAGGUGGAUCCAGCUCGCCAUGGCUCUGCUCAGUGUUCUGGGUUCAGGCUCCAUCAUCGUCUGUGUGAUGUCACAGAGACUCGGCCGGAUGCCGGAGCUGCAGCCGCUGCUGCUGCUCAGCGUGUCUGACCUGCUGCUCGCCUUCUGCUGGCUCAUCGGAGUGGCGCUCUUCUCUCAGCGCUGCACACACUGUUACAACCUGCACACUGUGGAGCAGAUUCUGUACAUGGCGUCCUUCUUCUACACCCUGAACUACAUGUGGAACCUCUACACGGGAAUCCGAGAGAAGUACUAUGGCUGCAUGGAUGGAUAUGUGCAGAUUUCCAACAGAGUGAGCACCGCUGGCAAAAUCACUGCGCUGCUCUCUGGUCUGAUUCCUGUGAUGCUGAUGAUGCCCGUGUUUAUACAAGGAAACAUCAGCCAAUGUCAGGCCAACUUCAGCGAGCCCUACAGGUGUCUGCUGAUGCACACCGGAGAGCUGUAUCUUACCUCGAAGCACCAGCACCUAAUCAGAGCCUGCGGCGUGCUGCACACCUACAGCAUCGGCGUCUUCCUCGCCACCUUCCUGCUCACGCUGCUCAGCAUCAUAGUGCUCGUGGUUAAAGCCCGUCAGAUUUACAGGCGAGUCGUGACGUCGACCGGUUACCUGGGCAACGAGCAGCGGGCCUCCUUCCGUGUGAUGGACCGGCGGAUGCUCCUGUACCCGCUGAUCUUCUUCUGCUGUUGGGGUCCAGCUGUGGCGCUGGCAUUUCUGCGGGUGGCGACACCCUCCGCAGGUCACGGCUUGGCAGGGGUCGUCCUCUACAUAUUUCAGGCUUGCACCUCGGCCUCUCAGGGUUUCCUCAACUGUCUGUUGUACGGAUGGACCCGUGCACGUCUCCAGCGAGCCGGCAGGAAUGUUUUAUCUCGAGACAUGGACACUCAGACGCCUCUGCUGAGAUCCCAGAAGAUCAUACGCUACCAAGCACUGCGCUCCUUCUGAAAAAGACAGACGAGGAGUGGCACGCUGGAACUGAAAGUGAAACUGAGCAGGUGCUUCUACUGUCAUCUGCAGCAAAAGACUCGAGAGGAAAAGUCUCAACUUUCACUUUCCGUGAGCGGGGAAACCCCCGCGGCUGGGUGUCUGAAGAGGACCAACACUUCCACCUCUGAUCCUGAACCGCCGAGGCAAGAAACAGCCAGGGGGGAGUUUACGCUGAGAGAAACAGCGAUAACGAAAACAGGAUUUGAAAGAGACGUUCGUGCAUUGACUCUGAACUGACAUAACCUCACAUGUGGUUGGUUUUAACGUCAUUAUCUGGGUCAAAUCUGUCUGUACGUGUAGUCCUACAUGUGAAAUAUUAUUGUUACCAAUGAGUGUCAACAGGAUCGUAAUAGCAGGUUUAAAAAUGUAAACCUGUCGACUAAUUUUUACUUCUU